Messenger RNA from Sorghum bicolor (sorghum), 828 nucleotides. RefSeq lists its product as uncharacterized. The coding region runs from base 1 to 828 and encodes 275 amino acids. The transcript is spliced from 3 exons. The record is from RefSeq and is a predicted model, not a curated record. NCBI's taxonomy places the organism in Eukaryota, Viridiplantae, Streptophyta, Magnoliopsida, Poales, Poaceae.
AUGGAGGCAAUCAUCUCUGCAGUAGUGGGUGAACUUGUCACUAGAUACAUCUCCUUCUUGAUUAACAGAUACAUAAGGCCAGCAUCGUCAAAGGAGGAGAGCAGGCAGAGAUUACAGUGGAUGCUUAUGCGGAUUCAGGUCACUGUCAAGGAGGCAGAGGGGAGGCACAUCACAAACCAGGCAAUGCUUCAGCAACUUAACAUGAUAAGAGAAGUGAUGUACCAAGGCUACUACAUGCUAGACACUUCAGUACAGCAUCAAGCCCAGGAAGAGGCCUACGAACAUGGUGCGAGCCGCUCCUUAUCUCGGUCUAAAUUCAAUCCUACUAAACGUAUUUGUUUCUCUUCUCGAAGUAAAAACAAUGACUUGAAAGAGAUAGAGGAUAUGCUUGCAUGUGUGGAGACCACCAUCACUGGUAUGAAUGAGUUUGUUGUUUUCUUGAAAAAUUACCCUCCCAUGUUCCGCCAGCCAUAUAGCACAUAUCUGUUUAUUGGAAACUGCAUGUUUGGUCGCCAAGUGGAGUUUGAACAUGUCAUUAACUUCUUGCUGUAUGAAGAACAUCCUGUUGAUGGAAAUAUUGGUGUCCUACCAAUUGUUGGUCCAAGAAAAGUUGGAAAGACUACACUUAUUGAGCAUGUUUGCCGUGAUGAAAGGGUUCAUAACCACGCGGAGAGCAUCGGGGUUGCUCGUGAGAGCCACCUGAACUUGCAAUCGCGCUUCCUUGACACCACGAACACUGGGAUCACGCUGCAGAUCGAUAUCAGGUCUAAAAUUGCCCAUGAGUUUACAGUGUUCCUUUUGGUUGAUUCGAUGCUUCUAGACUUCUAG